UAGUUCUCCACGAGGGGACCGGUUAUCGUUACGAUCUGCUCAUCGUCGUCGUGAUAUUGUUUUUGAGACUGGCUUAGUCGCCAUCCAGAACGUCUACCAACAACAUCACCAUGAUACUACAGGUAUCAUCAUUAUGUGUGUUUCUUUUAAUCGCUGGUUCCUGUUGGGCAGAUCAGCAACAACAACUGGGAAUUUCUAGUUCUCUAGAUGCAGAGUCCAUUAACGACUUGGCAAAAAAACCUCUGAAACUGGAUCCAAAGUUACGUAAAGCUUUGCUCAAAGUACUCAACCGAUUGGAAGAAGAGGAUAGAUUAACCGAAGUAAAGCUGGCGCAAGUUGAAUCACAACAAUUCCAACAAAGAGAACAACAGCAACAGCAGCAGCAGCAGCAGAAUCAGCAGCAGCAACAGCAGAAUCAGCAGCAGCAACAGCAGAAUCAGCAGCAGCAACAGCAACAACAGCAACAGCGGAAUCAGCAGCAACAGCAGAAUGAGCAACAUCAGCAACAACAAAGACAAAGGCAACAACAUCAACGAAAGCAAAUACGAUUACUAGAUCAACAACAAAUACAAAUACUAGGCCAACAGCAAAUUCAGUUACAAGAUCAACAGAAUAGACAGUUACAGAAUCAAGAGCAGAGAUUGGAGCUGACGCAGGACCAAGAGCAGAUACUGGAACCGUCGCAGGAUCAAGGAGUUCAGAUACUACAGCCACAAGACUUACAACAGCGACAGAACUCACAAUUGCAAUUGAAACUCAACGUACAAGAGCCAACGGAACUAGUGCAACAAGAACAGCAGGUCUUUACGUCGUCACAGACGCCGACAGUAGCAUUGCCCACUUCAACAGUAGCGUUGACCACUCGCACCGAAGCAUUGCCUACUCCGACGGUAGCGUUGUCUACUUCAGUCUCGCCCAAGACGGCAACAGUAACGCUAGCUGCGUCCACGUCAUCAGCACUGUUACCCCCACUGUUGCCGACGCUCUUGCCACCCACACUCGAUUCAUCCGAGGCCCCUAAGACCGUGUCGAUCGUCAAUGACAACGCACCAAACAAUGCACUGCGUACGACGCCGACUGCGUCCACGGCACCAGCCACAGACACUGGGACCGUGGUUGACUUUUUCGAGGCACCCUUACUGACGGCAUUCACGGUGCAACAGGACUCGGCGGGCGUCCCGCGGCGCGUCAUACCCAUUUUCACGGAACCGGGACAACUGGAGAGGCAGAAAAUACUGGCCCUGGAAACCCGAGCGGAAUCAGGUGACAGUGGUGACCGGAACACAGUUGAACCAGACAGGAGUGAACUGGAGUUCCUGAAAAGCGUUGAGUUGUCGAAGCAACGGCUACAGUCGGUACAAUCGCGGGAAGAACUACAGCAACGAGAGUCGUUCGCCGUGCAUCAACAGCUGAGGUUCCAACAACAACUGCAGCAGAGGGCGGUGCUUGAAGAACAACAACAGCUGCAACAGAUCGUCCAACAACGACAACUGCAACUGCAACAACAGCAAUUACAACUGCAGCAACAACAACAACAACAACAACAACAACAACAACAACAACAACAACAACAACAACAACAACAACAACAACAACAACAACAACAACAACAACAACAACAACAACAAAAACAACAACAACAACAACAACGACAACGGCAACAGCAGCAACAACAACAAAGGGCAGAAGUCUUCCAGCCGCAGCCGCAGCCACAACAGCAGCAACAGCAAAAGCAGCAGCCACAACAGCAGCUGCAACUACAAUUGCAACCUGUCCAAGGGCAGCUGCAGAAGCAACCUAACCAAUUUGUUCAACAACAGAGACUGCAGUUCGGCGACGGUCCGUUGGCGCUUCUGCCGCAAUUCGCCCAGCAACAGACACUGCAGCAACAGCGAGUGAAUAGGCAACCACAACCACAGUCGUUCGGUUAUGGGUUGUCAGUGCCCAGACUCCCGGGAGACCUGGACGUGGUGUAUAAGGUGUUGGCUUUGAAUCACGAGGGCAGAAACGACAACGCGGUCGGGCCUCAGCCGUUGUUGUUCUGAUCGGCGUCCGUCUGCAUGCGGUCGGCGAUCCAACGACGGUGGCGAUUAUCGUUAUAACAUUAUUGUUGUUGUAUCACCACACAAGUUAUUGUUUUUAUUUUUCAAAAUAUUUUUAGUCGAUUCGUUUCCUCCACACCACUUGCAAGGCCGGACCCGGCACAACAAUAUAUUGUAAUGACAUAACACCCUAAGCAUUCGCUCAUGAUAUAAUAAAUUAUUAUUAUUGUUUUCUAAAACACGUAAAAAUUAGUUAUUAAUAUUAACAUAAAAAUGCGAUUUUUUUUAUAACCAACCAGAGAGGCACUAUUUUUUUACGGGCAUUAUUUUUUAUUCUAAACGCUCAUCAAACGUUUUUUUUUUUUUUAAUAAUUUGAUAGUCUAAUUAUCUGUAUUUUUUUUCUUUAAUGACCAUCGUAGCCGGGCGAACGGUUUAUUUUAUUAUUAUGCAGUAUGUAAUUUAAUAAUAAUAUUGUUAAUCUGUAUUCGUGUUUUUAUGAAGUGUCGUAUAUUUUGUACUUUGUAAUUAUUGUAAAAUUAAUUAAUAUACUUUUCGAAAAUGCAUUAUUAUUAUACUUAGGUAUUUA
Messenger RNA from Acyrthosiphon pisum (pea aphid), 2629 nucleotides. RefSeq lists its product as uncharacterized. The coding region runs from base 111 to 2045 and encodes 644 amino acids. The record is from RefSeq and is a predicted model, not a curated record. The transcript has 3 exons. Lineage: Eukaryota; Metazoa; Arthropoda; Insecta; Hemiptera; Aphididae.